Messenger RNA from Macrosiphum euphorbiae (potato aphid), 1095 nucleotides. The record is from the annotation of a GenBank genome assembly. NCBI's taxonomy places the organism in Eukaryota, Metazoa, Arthropoda, Insecta, Hemiptera, Aphididae.
AUGUGCCUCGAUUGUCUGACCCACAAACGGCCGGCCGGUAAGAAACCGGGACUCCUCCACCCUAUCCCAGCGGGAAGACGACCAUUUGAAGUCGUUCAUGUUGAUCAUCUGGGACCCUUCGAAACCAGUUCAACGGGAAAUCGAUAUAUAUUAGUUUUGGUCGACAAUAUGACUAAGUAUACACAUCUGUAUGCGUGCCGAUCCACUGAUGCUGCUGGUGUUGUAAGACGUUUAAUUAAGUUUUGUGAUACACGUGGAGUGCCACGCCGUAUUGUCAGUGACCGGGGUACCUGUUUUACCAGUAGGUCGUUUGAAGAUUUCUGUCGACAACGAGGGAUCAGUCACACCCUCAAUUCCACUCGGCACCCACAGGCGAACGGGCAAGUGGAAAGGGCGAACAGAACGAUACUAUCACUCCUCAGCAUGAUGACCGACAACCAACAGCGUUGGGACAUCCAUCUGCCGGAAAUCGAACGGCACCUCAAUUCGGCGGUGAACAAGUCGAGUACUAAAUCACCUUUCGAAGUGCUACAUGGAUACAACCCACGGUAUCAUGGGGGCGUCUUAUACGAUCACAGCCGCACUCGCGAUGAUUGGACAGAUCCGCAUGAGCUUCAAGAUCGUGCAUGUUCCUCGAUCGCUCAAAGUCAGUCGCCUAUGAAGGUUUUGUACGAUCAGCGUCACCAUCGAGGUGUGAAAUAUGAUGUAGGGGAGGUCGUUGUGAUGAUGCGACAACCGCGGCCCGAUCAAAACUCCAAGUUGCAAGCAAAAUAUCGAGAACGACCCCUGCAGGUCAUGGAAGUGCUGCCGGGCGACACGUACAGAGUGGCGGAACUGGCCACCGAUGGUCGUGAGGUGUAUGCGACGACGGCUCACGUAUCGCAGCUAAGGUCCUGGAAAAUCCUUCGUGAGGUUGAAGAGGAUCCACCAGACAAUGUCCGACACGAGGUCGAGGUUGAAGAGGAUCCACCAGACAAUGUCCGACACGAGGUCGAGGAAACACGCUCCGUCGUAGCCGAUGCGGGGAUUGCCAGGCCCAGUCGAUCCAGGAGGCGUCCUGCCCACCUCGCGGACUAUGAGCUGGAUGAGGUAUAG